CUGAAAUCUGAAAUCGUUCAUCAUUCGGCUAAGUUGUCAUUAUCCCGGCGACUGAUUAUUAUGUGCGAAAUAAAAUAAAUUCAAACAAUAAUAAAGAAAUAUACAAGUUGCAUUUAUUUAAAAGCAUUCGUGUAACAAGAUAAUUUUUUUACAUUCCUGCAAAAGUGUCAGUCAACAAAAUGUUAUCAACAAUAUGUCGCAAAACCUUCCCAAGGGUACCAAGGCCAGCAAGCCUCAGUUCUGUAAGAAUGCUCUCGGAAGUUCAGAAUCCCAAGACAGCUAUUGUCAUGCUCAACAUGGGUGGACCUACUCAUAUUGAUCAGGUAGGAGAUUACCUACACCGUAUUAUGACGGAUAGAGAUAUGAUACAAUUACCUAUACAAAAUAAAUUAGGCCCCUGGAUAGCGUCGCGACGAACAGAGGAAGUCCAAAAGAAAUAUAUGGAGAUUGGAGGCGGAUCACCUAUUCUUAAGUGGACUAAUAGUCAAGGUCGUCUAUUAGUAGAAGCUUUAGACAAGUUAUCCCCGGAAACUGGGCCACACAAACAUUAUGUAGCGUUUAGAUACGUACCGCCCUUCACUGAAGAAACUUUCGCGCAGCUUGAGAAAGACGGUGUAGAACGUGCAGUAAUAUUCUCCCAAUACCCGCAGUAUAGUUGUGCGACCACUGGUUCCAGCUUAAACGCUAUAGCCGACUUCUAUAGAUCCACGCCUGUUCCAAAAAAUAUAAAGUUCAGCAUGAUAGAGCGAUGGGCGAGUCACCCGCUAUUAGCCAAAGUGUUCGCUCAACGGAUUCAAGAGAAACUGGAGGCAUUUGACGCCAGCAUACGAGACGAUGUCGUCAUACUGUUCACGGCUCAUAGCUUACCUCUGAAGGCAGUAUCACGCGGCGACACAUACCCGCACGAGGUAGCCGCCACAGUGGGCGGCACUAUGCAGCAGCUAGCAGUGCCGAACCCGCACCGACUGGUCUGGCAGUCCAAAGUGGGACCCCUGCCGUGGCUGCAGCCUUAUACCGACGAUGCUAUUAAGGCAUACGCAAAGCAAGGUAGAAAACAUUUACUGCUGGUGCCCAUAGCGUUUGUGAACGAACAUAUUGAGACUCUACAUGAGUUGGAUAUUGAAUAUUGUUAUGAUGUAGCUAAAGAGGCUGGUAUAAAACAAAUUGAAAGAGCGGCAACACCGAACGUGCAUCCGACAUUCAUAGAAGCUCUCGCAGACGUCGUGAUCAGCCAUCUCAACAGCGGACAGAGAGUGUCUAAACAGUUCCUAACUAGAUGCCCACACUGCGUCAGUGCCAGAUGUCAGAGCUCAAAGGAGUUCUUCAGGGAACUCUGCACUGAUAAAUAUUAUGAAAAAAAUGUUCUAUAAGUUUAAACAAAUAAUAAUUUUGUCAAUAGCAGCUAGAUAAUAUGAAACAUCUGUAAUGAAUUAAGGAUCUUUUUCCUUUAAAAUGCACCAUUUGUAAGUA
Molecule: messenger RNA, 1470 nt
Organism: Helicoverpa zea (corn earworm)
Lineage: Eukaryota; Metazoa; Arthropoda; Insecta; Lepidoptera; Noctuidae
Gene: FeCH
Product: ferrochelatase, mitochondrial
Exons: 10
Coding region: 180-1370 (396 amino acids)
Biological process (GO): heme biosynthetic process
Molecular function (GO): protoporphyrin ferrochelatase activity
Source: RefSeq, a predicted model, not a curated record